Molecule: messenger RNA, 1302 nt
Organism: Mucor velutinosus
Lineage: Eukaryota; Fungi; Mucoromycota; Mucoromycetes; Mucorales; Mucoraceae
Exons: 6
Coding region: 1-1302 (433 amino acids)
Source: RefSeq, a predicted model, not a curated record
AUGUCUGAUUUUUCAAGCGAUAGUGAUGAUGGUAUUCUCUUCCAAGACAGACCAAACAACGCAAAUUUCCAGGAACGUCUGAUGCAAGCAAAGGAGAGCACGGAAUCGGGCCCAAUGGACCAAGACGCACGAUUCAUGGACUUUUACGACUCGGAUGACACAGCCACAUUGAAAAGCCAGUUGGAGCGAUUGAGCAAGAAAGUGCUGCAAAUGGAGAGCCGUGUUGAGGAAAGAGAGCAAAAGUUGAGAGCACGCAGACAGGAGCGAGACAUGGAAGCUGGCCUUACCAAUAUGACUACAGAGGAGAGAGCAGCAUAUGUUGCACAACAAGAAGAGAAGGAAGCAAAAUUGAGGAAGCAAAGACAGAAGCUACGAAAGAAACUGCUGAAUGAGGAGAUGAAGCAGCAGGUGGACAAAGGCAUGGACUCCAAUGAUGAGGAAGAGGACGAGAAUGGCCAGGAAGAAGAGGAGGAUCCAGCGCACCCAACAGAAGACAAGCCCAACUGGGAUGCUGUCUAUGAGUACAUGCUGCUUUUGGAAAAUGAGAAUCAGGAGGAUGAGUUGAUAUUUGGCAGUGACUUUGUAAGCCCAAAUGCUCGAAUGCGUCGAGAAGCGUUGACAAAUGAACAAGUAACCAAGCAAACCAAGUAUUCUGGCAUUGUUGUGCAGCACGCAACACAAACCUUUGAGGAUGACAUUGAGUUAGGGACAGGCGAAGUUAGACAUUGCACCUUGUCCGGUACAUCGUAUCAUCUGCCAUUCAAGGUGAAGUAUGAUGUGCGUGAGCCCAGCAUGGUCAUUGCGAAUCUGGACUUUGAAGUGGACAUAGAGAUGCAAUUGGCAGUUGGAAGUACAUUACAAAAAAUCAAGAACGAGUGUCACUUGCUAGGCUUCUUCCGAUUAUUAGUGCACUAUGCCAAGCUGGAAAACAGCAGAAAAGAGAUUUUCAACCUAUUGAUGGACCAUUAUAAAGAUACCCCAGUGAAUGUAAUCAUGCUUUCACAGCACAAGCUUCAAUUUGAGGGCGCUGCCAAUUGCGGCAUCAACCUGCUAUUGUCCUGGAAGCUAGUAGAGACACAUACGGACAGAGAAAAACUAGAUGCCAAUAUUACGAACGAUGUGAAGCCUGAUUUAACCAUGGAGGCAGUGGCACUGCCAGCAGUGAUAGCAAAAGACGCAAAUGGGGUAUUGGACAAGGUGAAUGAUGCAUUUAUCCACUCGUUGAUGCAAAAAGGGGUUUACCAAGGAACAAAGUAUAUUGUAGACAGCAUUCUAUCCACUAAUAAGCAACAGACCAAAUAA